GUGGGGGGGAGAAAUUGGGUGUUUUUGGGGUUUCUGUUAAAAAGAAAAGCAAAAGUAAAGCCAACAACUACAUAGGUUCUUGUAGUCUUAGAUCUGUUUCCUUGGUGACUAUUUGGAGUUGUAUAUAAGGUAUACCUUAGAUUUUCAACAGCUUUGGUCUGAGAAGGUAAUGUUUCUCAUUUUCAUUGUAAGUAAAAGAACUAUGUAAUUCUCACCAAAGCACUUUGUGCACUUGAUUUAAAAUGAAAGAUGAAAUUGCUGCCACGGUCUUCUUCAUCACAAGGCUGGUGAAAAGGGAAGACAAGCUGAGUAAGCAUAAAAUGGAGAAAUUUGCAGCUAAGUUGACAACAAUACUGUUUGAGAAGUACAAGAAUCACUGGUACUUGGACAAUCCAUCCAGAGGACAAGCCUUCAGGUGUAUAAGGAUAAACAAACAUCAGACAAGAGAUCCGCUGCUGGAGCAAGCUUGUGUGGAGAGUAAUGUGGACUUCAAUAGUCUUGGUCUGCCGAAAGAGAUGACGCUAUGGGUUGAUCCAUUUGAGGUAUGUUGCAGGUAUGGUGAGAAGAACCGGCCGUUCACAAUUGCCCACUUUGAAGGAGAGGAGAACCCAGAGCUCCCUCAGCAGAUCAGCUAUGCUGUUGACAGAGCAGCUCUAGACUAUCAAUCUGGCACCUCUUCUGAUGAGGAGAGCUUCAACAAGGAACCAAAAGCUAUCCCUACUGUCAGUAACCCUAACAGUGUCUACCAGUUUGGUGACUACUGCAAGCCACCCAUACAGCCCUGGUCUCAGUAUCUUCAUAGGAAGACACACAUGACUGAUGGCUCAUACUAUGCCCAGCACAGGGGUUACAAAGUCUACAGGCCAACAGCUGCUUUCACAGGACCGCGUGUUGAUAGAUACCACUGGAUCAAUACCAAGCGGUAGAUCUGUGGCUGCACAUGUUAGAUGCUGUUGAAGCACUGAGCUAUGGGAUGGGAUGAAGGCUGGCACUGCAAAGCUUCAUAAAAACAGAAAGCACUUACUGUCUAUUCCCUAUCUCUUACUCGGUAUAUCUGGAACUUUGGGGUUUUAUUAUGUAACUUUUUAAUGUUUUAUUAAUGUUAACAUAAGACUGAAAAUUAAUGUGAGACUCUACUUGUAAGCUAAAAAGGAAACGCAUAUACCAAUAAAUCUAAUCAUGUUUUUUUUAAAAGCUGUCUGAUCUGCUAUCAGUGCCCUGAAGGCAGUUAAAGCUUUUCAGUGAAGUCACAAGCAAGUCAAGGAAGACUUUCAAAAAAAAAAAAUCCAACUUGCUUUGAAAGGUAGUCUGCUUCCUUCUGGCAAAAGUAGCAAGAGCAGAAGCACACUCCGUAUUUGCAUGUCUACACAUCACAGGUGGUUGAGUGAAGCUUUACUAUAUGCAGCUGUGAAAGACUGCCUUGUGGCUCCAGCUGGGCUUCUGCUUCUUAGCCUCUAGCUUACCUGUCAGAAGAACACAGCCUACUGGACAGGAGAAGGAUGAAUACAUGGCAUUGUAGCUUGCCAGUCUGCAGUACUGUGUCCCCUGGGAAGCUUUCCCUGUAGCUGUGGGACAACUUGAGUCACUUGAGCUGUUUUCCAACUAGUCCAGAACUCUGGACACAUAGUCUACACUCCCAGUAGGAAAGACACGGGAGUCUUAAACUGUGUUCUAGGAUAUUGCUUGAGACAUCUUUCCUUAUUUUUACUCAGUGCUGGUACUAAUCACAUUCAACACAACUGCUUUUGUAUUGAUUUGCAGUAUCUCUUCCUACUGACUCAACUUGUCUCCUAUUCCACCCCUCUGCUUUUUAAACUGGGACAUGAGGGUAACAGAAGUGAUGUCAAUAGCUUGUCUUGCUGGCUAAUCUGCUGAAAAUGCUCAACAAACUUAAUGCUCAACAAACUUGUGUGUCAAAAGCCAAUAGCUCAUGUAAAUAAAUGCCUACUUACUGUGGCUAUUUCUACCUGUUUUAGUCUACCUGUUGCUACCUAAUAAACAGUGAUGGAAACCGUUGAGAAGUAGUCCUGAAAGAGAGAGGCACUCUAAAAGCAGGCAGCUAGAGCCACUUCAAUAGCUGGAGGGCUGCCUGUAUAAGUAAAGCCAAACAAAAAGGAUUAAAACUAUCGUGUAAAUUUCAGGUAAUCUCAAGUGUAGAAGAUACUUGCUGUGUAAAGUCACAGGUGCUCAGUAAACUGUAUCUUAGUUACCUUUUUAUUAUGAUGUACAUAUGAUAUGGAUGGGGGAUAAUUAGGAGACCAAUUCUUGUAAUGCUGUUCUGCAAUGAGGUGCUCUCAGUCAUGCUUCACCAUGACUUGGUCUGUAUUUCUUCAGAACAAACCCACACUACUGAGUCACAUGUACUUUUGCACAAGACUCCUUGCAAUAAACUUUAUUAAUAGGGCUCAGUAGAUCACUCAUACAAAAAGUCAGUCCUACGCUGCCUGUAAGUAUAGAGAACUUCCUUUUUAAAAGACUUCAUUUUGAAGUCUGCUCUUUGUGUGAAUGCUGUAAUCUCUGUGAUGUUGCAUAAACUAAAUAAAUGAGAUGAUGUGAGGUG
This is a messenger RNA of Cygnus olor (mute swan), 2560 nucleotides long. RefSeq names its product BTG anti-proliferation factor 4 (gene BTG4). The coding region runs from base 243 to 926 and encodes 227 amino acids. The transcript is spliced from 5 exons. Gene Ontology annotation, biological process: negative regulation of mitotic cell cycle; negative regulation of cell population proliferation. NCBI's taxonomy places the organism in Eukaryota, Metazoa, Chordata, Aves, Anseriformes, Anatidae. Gene Ontology annotation, cellular component: cytoplasm; nucleus. The record is from RefSeq and is a predicted model, not a curated record.